This is a messenger RNA of Penaeus chinensis, 2411 nucleotides long. It is a transcript of the gene alpha-PheRS, whose product is annotated as phenylalanine--tRNA ligase alpha subunit-like. Gene Ontology annotation, molecular function: phenylalanine-tRNA ligase activity; tRNA binding; ATP binding. The record is from RefSeq and is a predicted model, not a curated record. Gene Ontology annotation, cellular component: phenylalanine-tRNA ligase complex; cytosol; cytoplasm. Bases 13 to 2358 code for a protein of 781 amino acids. NCBI's taxonomy places the organism in Eukaryota, Metazoa, Arthropoda, Malacostraca, Decapoda, Penaeidae. The transcript is spliced from 15 exons. Gene Ontology annotation, biological process: phenylalanyl-tRNA aminoacylation.
UCAGCUGCUCCCAUGCCGUCAGCCGGAGCCCGUCACAACAUGGGCUCUCUCGCCAUGGAUUUCCCGCAGCAAAUUCUCCUGGCUGUCGAGAAGCAGGGCGCCGUCAGUUCUUAUGAUUUUGCCAAAGCGCUAAAUGAACCUCACCAGAAGAUCGUCGGAGCAAUUAAAUCUCUGGAAUCGCUUGGUGAAGUUGUUGCUGUGAAGCAGACUACUCAGAAGACUUGGGAAUGUACGGAGGAGGGAUCUUCUCUGGCAACUAGUGGUUCUCAUGAAGCAAGACUGUUUAAUUCUUUAACAUCAGAAGGAUGUCCUAUUGCAGAUAUUAAAGCAAAUUUUCCAAAUGCAAAUAUUGCAUUAGGGGCAGCAAUGAAAAAUAAGUGGGUGAAGAAAGAAGGAGAAAAGAUAGUACCUGUGGUUUCCAGUAUAAACGAUGAAGUUCAAAUCCAUCUCCAGGCUAUUAUGUCUGGAUCAGCUGAUAAUGUUCCAGAUAAAAUAAAAGUUGACUACAAGAAGAGAAAACUUAUUAAAGAAGUCGAUCUAACAGUAUUUGAGGUCACCAAGGGUAGUGAGUUCACCACUUCUGUCUCUAAGCAGGAAGCUGAACUCACUAAGGAUAUGAUAGAGAGUGGACAAUGGAAGAGCAAAUCAUUCAAGCCUUUCAACUUUAAAGCAAAGGGCCGUCUUGAACAGCGCUCUGGACACCUACACCCCCUGAUGCAACUAAGAUCCGAAUUCCGACAAAUUUUCUUAGAAAUGGGUUUCACUGAGAUGCCUACAAACAAUUUUGUUGAGAGCGCCUUUUGGAAUUUUGAUGCCCUCUUCCAGCCCCAGCAGCACCCAGCAAGGGAUGCUCAUGACACAUUUUAUGUGGCAGAACCUGAGAAGACCAUGAGUGUUCCUGAAGACUACCUGCAAAGGGUUAAGAAGACCCAUAGUACAGGUGGCUAUGGUUCACUUGGUUAUCAGUAUGAGUGGAGUAGAGAUGAGGCUCACAAGAAUCUGCUUCGUACUCAUACAACUGCUGUCAGUGCUCGCAUGCUCUAUAAGCUAGCUCAGGAAGGUUUCCGCCCUGUCAAAUUUUUCUCCAUUGAUCGAGUCUUCCGAAAUGAAACCUUAGAUGCAACACACCUUGCCGAAUUCCACCAGAUUGAAGGAGUUGUUGCUGAUUAUAAUCUUAGUGUCAAGCAUCUCAUGGGAGUUAUCAAGGGAUUCUUUGAGAAGAUUGGAAUCACGAAGUUGCGUUUCAAGCCUGCCUAUAACCCAUAUACAGAGCCAUCUAUGGAAAUCUUCAGUUACCAUGAAGGCCUCAAGAAGUGGGUGGAAGUAGGUAACUCAGGCAUGUUCCGACCAGAGAUGCUUCGACCAAUGGGAGUUCCAGAGAAUGUUACUGUUGCUGCUUGGGGACUGUCUCUAGAAAGACCAGCAAUGAUUAUGUAUGGAAUCAACAAUAUCCGGGAGUUAGUUGGUUCCCGAGUGAAAAUGGAGCUCAUCCUUGAUAAUCCAGUCUGCACAAUUGACAAGUUUAAAGGCCAAAGCCAGAAAGCAGCAAAUGGAGCUCCAACAGUAGAAUCCUUGACCAAGAGACAGGAGCUAAUUUUAGACAGGCUGUCAGCCUUGCAGUCCAAAGUUGCCAGUAUUGCUGCCAAAAUGGGUGUCACUCUGGUAGAAUCUGCUGCAUCCAUCAACACUCAGCUCACUGGUGGAGUGAAGGCAGGAGUCGUUCAUGAUGUUGUUAUUUAUGCUGAUCCCCGACGACCACCUUAUAGCCUUAGGAUCCUAGCAAAUGCCUUAUCUUCCAACUUCUCUGUCUGCCUACGGGUACAUUGCCACUCCUCAGUUAAGGAAGUGUCAGAAAAGUUGCAGCAGUUCUGGGGUUCAAGUGGUGCCACUGAACGAUCUCAAAGUCAGAUAUGUUUGACACUUGUAUGGAGACAAGAUGGAGACACACCCACAGCCCUAAUGCCAUCCCUUUCAGUCUCACCAUUAGCACCCAACCAGAUACGUGGAGAGCAUAAUGUUGGGCGAUAUUUAGCAAGGCUUGCAGAAGUAGGUGCUCCAACUUGCAGACUUUAUGAGUGCCUUUCUAAUCCAAUCUUUACUGUCCAAGUCGAUGAGUUGUUGGACCAGUGUCAUGGAAAGCUAACUUUAGGAAACAAUAAAGAAAAGGCUGCUUUCAUACGCGAGCUUAAUUCAAGAUUGGGUGAUAAAGAAUUCCUUGUUAAUUCAGACCUAACUUUAGCUGAUGCCGUGAUACUAUCAACUCUGCUGCAGCUACGUAUGUUGGAGUCUGCUCCUUCUAAUGUUCAAAAAUGGAGCAAGGGUUGUCUUGUAUUACCUUUUUGUAAAAAUCUAAUCUAAAUUUUUUUUUACCAUUAUGUAAUAAUAUAUCAAUUAAAAUUAUUAAGUGAAAA